This is a messenger RNA of Echinococcus granulosus, 1023 nucleotides long. RefSeq names its product Dual specificity mitogen-activated protein kinase kinase. Lineage: Eukaryota; Metazoa; Platyhelminthes; Cestoda; Cyclophyllidea; Taeniidae. The transcript has 4 exons. The record is from RefSeq and is a predicted model, not a curated record. Gene Ontology annotation, biological process: protein phosphorylation; MAPK cascade. Gene Ontology annotation, molecular function: MAP kinase kinase activity; ATP binding. Bases 1 to 1023 code for a protein of 340 amino acids.
AUGCAUCCAAAGCGGCCGAAUAAGCCACUGAAAUUGAAUGGUCACGCGAGUGGAGCACAACAGCGCUCGGAUCCCAGCGGUGCGACCCUCUCCGACAGGACAACCGUGGUGGUGAACAACACGGCGCUCCAACUCAAAUUCAACGACCUCACCUACGUGCGGAAGCUGGGCUCGGGUCAGUUCGCAACCGUGCAUCACAUGCGGGUGAAGCGCAACGAUGUGGUAUACGACUUCGCGGUAAAGGAAAUUAAGAUUAGUCGGUCAGAGAUGCUGAAGAGCCGCAUCCGCCAGGAGUCCGAAUUUGGUAUUCGUAUGUCUGUGUGUCCCUUCGCGGUCAUCACAUACGGGGUAAUGGGCCGCGGCGACGACGUUCGCAUCCUUAUGGAGGUCAUGGACAGCUCCGUCACCAAUCUCUGUUUCAAAAGGGACCUAGCUUGGCUUGAUAUGCCAGAAGAGCACGUCGCCUUCAUAACAAAGUGUGUAGUCAAAGGCCUUGACUUUCUCUGUCAACGCGAUAUCCAACACAGGGAUGUCAAGCCGACCAACAUGUUGGUCAAUCGCAGUGGCUUUGUGAAGAUAUGUGACUACGGAGUGGCUCAGAAGAUGGAAGGUGACGUUACAAAAACGAAUGUAGGCACUUACAAAUUCCUGGCGCCGGAGCGACUGGUGGGAGGAAGGCAGGAGGAGGGGUUCCGAAUUCAGUCAGACGUCUGGUCAUUGGGAGUUAGCGUCUACAACAUUGUGACGUCUUCGAUACCCUUCCCCGAGAACGCGACCAUAUUCGAUUAUCACAGUUACAUUACGGCGAAUGCAGACGUUGAACUGCCGACGGAUAGACCGUACUCCCCUGAACUGCGUACCUUCGUCUCUUCUUGCCUCAAAGUUAACGAAGCAAACCGUCCCAACUACACAGAGCUGCUCAGAUUGGACUUUAUAGCGAAUAUCAAGAUUAAAGAGCAUAAACCCCUGUUCGGGGAGUUUGUGCGCCAAACACUUGAUGACUCUUUGAGCACACCCGAGUAG